This is a messenger RNA of Cryptococcus wingfieldii CBS 7118, 1995 nucleotides long. RefSeq lists its product as hypothetical. Bases 1 to 1995 code for a protein of 664 amino acids. The record is from RefSeq and is a predicted model, not a curated record. Lineage: Eukaryota; Fungi; Basidiomycota; Tremellomycetes; Tremellales; Cryptococcaceae. The transcript is spliced from 3 exons.
AUGCUCCCGACGCCCCUCAGAGCACGCCAGAGGCGCCACCAGCAGACAGUCGACGCGGCCAAGGCUUAUCAGCACGAGUCGCCACCCGCCGCGGGACAUUACCCCCAUACCUCUGCCUCGGACUCGCAGCAUCAAAACCAAGAGACGAGUGAUGAGGGAGGGAGUCGAGGGGAUAGUUUCGGGGUGGAGAGUAUGAGCGAGUGGGGGAGCUACAUGAGCUCUGUCGAUCAGGCGCAGCGAGACGAUGCGCUCGGCGGGAGGUUGCAUGCAGCGGGCGGGCGAGACGUCUCUCCCAUCUCUACAGAGGGUCUUGUCUUCCAUCGCUCAGAUGAUGAAGACGGGGACUCCAACGGACAAUCAAGCGGCCAGGUCGAGCCGCCCAGUCCAGAGGAGACGCUCCAUCCGUUGGAGCCCAUCGAUCCCGUCGACCCUUCACCCACCUCUCAUCCUCUUCCCCUGCCCUUCCACAGCCACCUCCGACUCGCGGACUUGCCUCCUCCCGGGACCCCGCCAUCUCCGAGUAUACCAGGUUCAGAGCCAGGUUCUCCAAUGAGCUUGGCGUCGAUGCCUUCCUACGUCGCGAGCAUGUCGAGUCUGUCGAGAACGAGUUCGGUGGACUCGCCGAUCCAUGACCACGACGAGACGCAAGGCGGCAGUUUCAGAGCAGAAGGGGAUGGCGGCGAUCGAGGAUUGGUUCUGCCGCAGCUCAACUUGCCGUCAGAGUCGCUCAGUCUGCACCUCUCUCUCCCGCGCUGGCUCAAUUCUUGGUCAUCCGACGACGACCACAAUCAGCCUCACAACAAGAGAGGUCCCAUUACGCUUGCUCUGGUGGGUGAGCGGGAGGAAGUUGAGCGGCUGCUGCGUGAAGUCAAAGAGAGGGUCGAGAUGGUCAAGCUUGAUAACGGCGUGGGCGUGCUUCAGAAUGGAAAGAUUGGGAUUAGGAUCGUCUCUGGGGUGAAGCUUGACGAGCAGGUCCAAAAGUCGAUUCAUCAAGCUUAUCAGACCCUCAAUGCUCUGCUCAGCCCAGUGCCUCCUCCAAGCACCGAGAUGGAGUCUGAGCUCAAGAGACUGAUUGAUGGGUACGCCUCUCGCGAGGACUGGAUACACGGAGUGAUUGUCCUGGGAGAAGUGGAUAAAACUUCGUUGGACAAGAUGAUUCCUACCAUCACUCUUUCUGCUCCUUCGGCCUCUCCCGAGAUAUCCCACGAGACGCCCCAUUCAAAGAACCACGCCUUGCCCGAAUCUACGCCAAAGCCCACUGAAACGGGACUCUCAUACUUUACUCUUCCCGCUCACGAAGAGCAACCCGAGUCUGACGAAGAGUCUGUCGCGCCCUCUGAUCUGGAGCAUUCUCCCAGCAUCUCAGACUCUAUCUUACCCAAGCUCAGUCCCAAAGCCGAAGUCCUCUUGUCUUCAUUCGCUUCGCCCCGAAACCUCGCCGAGAGAUCGACCGCAUCUUUCUUGGCAUGGCGUCGCUCGCCCUACUUGUCUACCACCACCUCCUCCCGCGCAUCCUACCCCACCUCCCCCUCGCCUUCCGCCUCAUCCUACUACGCCGGCGCCAUGCCCACCGUCGCCAGAGCCCAAGGCGGCGGCGAGUGGGAAGCGACCCUGUCGAGGAGGGUGGCUCAAAGGAGAGAGAGUGGAGAUGCCGUGGUGAGCAAGAGCGGGAAAGAGUUUUUGAAAGUGAAGGGACAGAGGAAGAGGAGGAGGAGUAUAGAUAAGGGUACGGGGAGGGGCGAUUAUUAUCAGGCGCUCUUUCCGCGGGUAUCGCCGGGUAAUACGGGGAAGAAGGACAAUAUGUCUUCGAUCAUCCGUAAAGCACUCGCAGAGUGGAAAGGGCGGUUGUUCCCCGGCACCAGUGCCGGUGCUGGAUCUGGGGGCAAAGGCGGAGAGGGUGGGAAAGGUAGUGGGAGGAGGAUUUGGAAGUGGGGUGUGGUGGCGGGUGCUGUUUUCGUGCUAGGUUGGGGUGUAUGGCUUGGUGUCAAGAGUUGA